UUCGAAGAUAUGCAAAAAAUGCAUACGUAAAGGUCAUUCAAGUGUGUAGGCGAGCUCUCUUCCUCGAAAUUAUUUCAUGUUUUUGUGUGUGUAUGUGUGUGUGUGAAGAACCUCAAUCCGUGUGCACUCAUGGUGCCAAUGCUGCCCAGUUCGAUGUUCAGAACCAGAUGGGUGCUUUUCGUAACGUCUCGAUCUGAGACGAGACGAGCACAAUGUUACUCCGAGCAUGUCAGAGAAUGAUUCCCCAGUCUGUGCUUUGACGGUUUAUCCGUUUAGGAUUCUGCGAAUGCUCGUGCCAUGCCCCUCAGAUAGAUGCUUCGUUGUUUAACUGUGUAGCAGCAUUCUUUGUGCCAUCGCUUAAUAGACUUGGGUGCAAUCGAUUUUGGGUGGUAGGAAAAGUGUGUCGAUGGUUGUCCUUAGCGCCGCCCGAAGGUCGAGAGUUGGGUAAAGAAGGAGAGGAAGACAAGGGGAUUCGGUGAUUGUCGUGGCAUUCAUGGCAGUCUUUGCGCCAGUGGUCGCCUUUUCUCAAGCGCCAGCUCUAGCUCCUUGCGCUGUGGAAUGUUGUACUUCUCCGUCAGCUGCAUGGUUCGUCAAGCGGACAGAUCGUAUGCGAGUGUUACGAAUUCGCAGGGUGGAGCGAGUAGGUGCGCUGCGAUGCGUGUGCCGGGGUGGUGGAGUGAAGCCGGAGACCACGGACGGGGGACAGAAGCAUGGAAAUAGGGUUUUCAUAUUUGGGAUGGGGUACACAUCUCUAGCGCUAGCGAAUAGUCUGAAGAAACAGGGGUGGGAUGUGGUUGGGACGUGUAGAAGCGAGGAAAAACGGGAGGCGUUGGAAUUGCGGGGAUUUCAAACCCACCGUUUCAAUCCGGACAACGAUGGGGAGUGGUUGCAGGGAGAGGCAAUCCGGGAUCUCCAUGCGUCCACUCACAUUGUGAACUCUAUCCCUCCUGUGGGCGACUUCGAUUGCGACCCGGUACUGGCCAGUGUCAAAGUGGAAUUGCAGCAAGCAGCGAGGGAGCGGUUGCAGUGGAUAGGGUACUUGUCCUCCACUAGCGUCUAUGGUGACUGGCAGGGAAAUUGGGUGGGAGAGGAAACCGACCCGCGGCCGGUUGAGAGGAAAGCCGUUGCGAGGUGGGAGGCUGAGAAGAGUUGGAUGCAAUUUGGUGAAGAAACUGGAGUAUGCGUGCACGUGUUCCGCCUCGGGGGGAUUUAUGGGCCAGGUCGCAGCGCUCUCGAUACAAUUCGGCAGAGUGAACAGAACAAAAAGCUCUCGACAAGACAGCAGCUGCGAGGGCACAAACGAUUCACUUCGAGAGUUCACGUUGCAGAUAUUUGUCAAGUGAUCGUUAAAACUAUGGCGUCCAGGGAUCGCGCAAGAAAAAUUUACAAUGUCGUGGAUGACGACCCUAGUCCUCGUGCUAAGGUUAUGGCGUACGCUCGAGGACUUCUUCUGGGUACUAGUGUGGAGCAUGAUAUGGAGUUCCCAGAAGAGUCUGCCGGCUUCGUUUCAAGUGGUCAUGUCUCCGAAAAGCGAGUGUCCAAUCAACGUGUGAAGGACGAGCUCCAAGUUAAGUUGUUGUAUCCUUCCUUCAGAUCGGGAUUAGAAGCAAUAGCAAAUGGGUUAAAUAAUCCGUUCGAUCAAGAAAUCAGAUAAUCUCUUUAACCUUGUUUUGUAGUUCAUAGGAUCAUAGCAAUACUUCUGCCCAGCCCGGGAUUGAGAACUUGAACCAUUUUUUCAGUCAUGAUCUCGGUGAGGAGUAGCAUUCUUCAGCUUGAAUGUUCACAUCGCCUUCUGAGAUCGACAUAUCUAAGGCGCACGUUGCAAAGACGACGAUCCGACUUCGUUUUAGAAGAUGCAGUUUUCUGAAUUCCACACGUUUUCUCUAGCACCUCUGGGUCAAGCUUGGUUGCAUAACAUGAACCCAUUUUGUGUUCCAAUGGCUUCCAAAUCAUGUAACGUUACAAAAACACGAUACACUGCACCCAAUGCAAUUCAGGUAGUCGGAUGCCUUCUAUAGCCAUUUGAUGUUUCAAGCAGUGAAAAGAGUUGGAGCAUGGUUGCCAGACACAUCACAAGUGAUAUUGUAAAGGGAAAGUUACUUACUCAAAAGUGACCCUGUUCCAAACCACGGAAUGGAUUGAGUGAUACUUCACAUUAUCCCAGUGUUGAAACCUGAACAAAGGCUGGUUCCUUUGACUUGGAACAUUAGCUGGCCAUGUUCAAAUAGGAGAUGGUGGUGUCUGAAGGUUGCUAACUCCUUCAAGAGAUACAGGAGGCCCAGUUUUAUCUUUAGAAGCCAAAGGGUGAUGAGAUUUGCAUAAGGAAAGGUAGCUGAAGUGAAGCCCAAGCAAUAGAGUAGUAAAAAUCUUAAACCAGCGUUACAAUAUGUCAUAGAGGUGCAAUCAAUAGAGGAAGCUCACGAAAGUCUGUUUCUGCCCAAAAUAAAAUAAAAUAAAAUAAAAAACAAUCAAACAAA
Molecule: messenger RNA, 2477 nt
Organism: Physcomitrium patens
Lineage: Eukaryota; Viridiplantae; Streptophyta; Bryopsida; Funariales; Funariaceae
Source: RefSeq, a predicted model, not a curated record